AUGGCAGAAAAUAUCGAAGACAACAAGAGUGUGAGCCAGGAUCCCUCGUCGUUGUACGAGGACGCUUCGGCUCUUUUGAUGCUCUCCAGAGGACAGGAGGAACGGCGGGGUAGUAAGGCCAGAUCCGAGGACGAAGCAGAAAAUCGGAGGGAAAUGGCAUCUCGGCCCGAAUCGCAGCAUAACAGCUCAGAACCGCGCUCGCCUCUCACGUACCACCGUAGGGGCUCGCAAAUAGUCUCGCCGGACGAGAAGCGAGACCUGUCGUCCAGCCCAACACCAUCGCUAGGCAGUUCCAGCAAAGGAAGGGUGGCGGCAGCUGCUUUAGCAGCUGCUGCUACGGUCCCACUCCCACUCAAAAAACAAGACCAGGAACACCAAGAAACUAAAAAUCGCCCAGCAGAGACUUCUUCUAUAAAGCCUAACGGCACGCAUGACUGGCCGGUUCCUGCAACGUAUGUUGUUGAUCCGGACGCUGGAGUGAUCACAUGUAUAUGCGGUUUCGACGACGACGAUGGAUUUACGAUCCAGUGCGAUCAUUGCAACAGGUGGCAGCAUGCGGUGUGCUACGGAAUUCGAGAUAUUGAAACAGCCCCGGAUGACCACUUGUGUUGCGCUUGCCACCCACGAAAAGUCGACGCCAAGAGAGCGAAGCGCAAGCAACAGGAAAGGCUGGCCCCAAAGAACAAUAAACGCAGACGAAAGAGCUUUCAGGACGAAGACCAAAACGGCAAAUCUGUGCGCUCCAGUUCUGUCGCUGACUCGGGCAACACUUCUGCGAACGGCGCCGGAAGCGGCGAGUCUUCGCUUGUUCCUGAGCCAAAGGCUAUUGAGAAGCUGUUGACCGCUGCCGAACACUAUUCGGUGGUUUACGCACCUCUGUCCUCCAACGAUUUCAAGGACCAAUACGUCAAGAAGUUUUUGGACACGCACAGUGAUGACGAUUGGGUUUUACCUUACAACCAGGCCACAUUCAAAGCUGUGCCUCUGGAAGUGAGGUCUUACGAAGAUAACGCACGUUCAUUUUCGGGUCUACCGAAACUGGGAUUGUUCAUUACUCAAGAAUGUCCUUCCGGCACCUUCCUGGAAGAAGUACUGGGAGAGGUCGAUUUCAGCAAACAAUAUUACAGAGAUCCCAGAAAUAACUAUCGAGUUUACGGAACAACUAAACCUAGGGUUUUUAUGCAUCCCAACUGGCCUGUUUGCAUCGAUACUAGACUAUGUGGUAAUCUCACCAGAUUUUUGAGAAGGAGCUGUCAGCCGAAUGUUGAGCUGGUAUCUAUUCGGAUGAAAAGUGAUAAGCCAGAUGUCAGGUUUGUACUCCGGGCUUUGAGAGACCUCGAAGAUGGAGAAGAAUUGCAUAUAGGGUGGCAGUGGGAUCUGCGACACCCCAUAUGGCAUCUCAUAAGGAAUAAAAACAAAACUGUUGAUUCGCUGGACGAGCAGAACAAAUUUACAUUAGUGCAUUCCAUCGACACGAUUUUGGGGACUACCGACUGUGCUUGUGGUAAAAACAACAGGGACUGUUAUCUGCUGAAAGUGAAGAAAUACUCGCAGUUACUAGUCAAGUCUGCCAAAUCCAAGACAAACUCCCGCUACAAGCUCGGAGAGAUAUUACAGGCCGCUCGUGACCGAGUCAAUAAGAGGCCCCAGACUUCUAUUCUGUCGAGACUAGCGCAUGAAGCUAUCAUUAGCGCUGAGCGAGCGAAUGAGAUGCUUGUGGACUUUCAUGCGGCGAAGUUAAAGUACUCAAAGGAAGAAGGAGUGCAACAGAGUCGGGAUGGUCCAACUUUCAAAUCGGAUGAAUCAACACACGCCAAGCCCUUCAAGUUUUUUUUGGUAGACAAGCAUUUCACAAUAGAACGGUCAAACGCCCUACUCAAUCGGAAAAUCUCAGAGAUUUCAGACUCAAGGCUGAAUCCGCUCCAGUAUGACGAAAGUCAUAUAACAGAUCUAAGAGCGCUACCACUGCCGAUCGAGCUACAGCUGCCUCAGAGUCCGUCAGGAGCAACUGAAAGUUCCAAAGUCGCGACGCAGACUGGUGAUCUGCACAGUCUGCCAGCAUCUUCUGUUGUUGGAAACGCGACGGUGGCUGCAUCGGUGGUCCCUGGCAGUGCUGACUUCCGCAACUCGUUGAAAAAGAAGCUAAGUUUCGCGGACUACAAGAAAAAGAUGAAACCUGUUUAG
Molecule: messenger RNA, 2184 nt
Organism: Lachancea meyersii CBS 8951
Lineage: Eukaryota; Fungi; Ascomycota; Saccharomycetes; Saccharomycetales; Saccharomycetaceae
Source: the annotation of a GenBank genome assembly